Centropristis striata (black sea bass) is the source of this 4383-nucleotide messenger RNA. RefSeq lists its product as uncharacterized. NCBI's taxonomy places the organism in Eukaryota, Metazoa, Chordata, Actinopteri, Perciformes, Serranidae. The record is from RefSeq and is a predicted model, not a curated record. Gene Ontology annotation, molecular function: protein binding. Bases 382 to 4023 code for a protein of 1213 amino acids. The transcript has 15 exons.
UACACCUGACUACGUGCCGACAUUACGCGAACAGUAGGGUAUUAUACGGACCAUGCCAAAGUCCGUAUAAAUCAAACAGUGUAUUCUCACUCAGUAGCAUCUAAAUAACAUAUCCUCUCUUUUAUUUUGAUAGUCCGUCUUAACCGUUUGACCUGACUUUGAGUGUAUCCCAGUGUAUAGUCCAGCACGCCAUGCGGACAGGGAGGUAUUGCAGUUUUUUACACAUUUCUGAUACACACGGUGAAUUUUGGCGGGCUGCGUUGUGAUUGGCUGCUUUACGCCCAUGCUACGUGACGUCAUUCCAAGCUCCGUCAACGCGACACGCCCCCUUUUAAAGAGCUGCAGGAUGCCGUGAUCGGAGGAUUAAAAGCACAGGAAAACAUGCAAAGGCGAAGACGCAUUAAUCCCACGGACGAUGCAAAAUUUUAUGCGAGUGCUGGAAGGGACAAAGUGGGACUUGACAUCAGAUACAUCAGUGCCUUUAAAGGUCGUGGUAUCUUCACCUCCACUCCAUUUGAAAAAGGAGAUUUUCUGUUGGAAUAUAGAGGGGAACUAAUAAGUAGGCAAGAAUGUGAGAGCAGACAGAGACUUUACCAUGACAGCCUGAAGGUGUUCAUGUUUGAGUUCCGUUUUAAUGGAAAACUGUGGUGUGUUGACGCAGCAAAAGAGGAUGGGUCACUUGGAAGGCUUGUAAAUGAUGACCAUUUAAAUCCCAAUGCCAAGAUGAAGUACUUGACAGUGGAAGGGAAGCCCCAUCUGUGUUUGUUUGCAACACGUGACAUAAGUCCAGGAGAGGAGAUCACCUAUAAUUAUGGUGAAUCAGACUGGCCAUGGAGAUGCAAGACACUUAAAGAAACAUCUAUGGAGGGGCAUCAGGAUGAGGUGUCCAUAUCGGAGCCCACUACAGGUACUCAAAAGGCAUCAACUAGUCGGAGGCGAAAAAAGGCAUCUAUGGCUGCAUCAACUGGUCAACUGGUUAAAAGCUUUGAUCAGAAUCCUGAUGAGGAAAUACCUCAGGAAAAUUCUGAGACUACAAUUUUGACACCCCUAACUGAAGAUUUUGAAGAGCUAAUGGCUGAGAGCAGUCGGAUCCAGAUAGGUGAAGACCAGAUUCAGACAAGUCCAGGUCCUGGUCCACUCAGCGGGCAUGGAAAGAAUCCUAAUGAGGAAAUACCUCAGGAAAAUUCUGAGACUACAAUUUUGGCAUCCUCAUCUGAAGAUUUUGAAGAGCUAAUGGCUGAGAGCAGUCGGAUCCAGAUAGGUGAAGACCAGAUUCAGACAAGUCCAGGUCCUGGUCCACUCAGCGGGCAUGGAAAGUGUCAAAAUCACCGCCUUGUGUGCGCAACAGUAUCCUCCUUGGACAAAUGCCUUCAGUGUGUGGGACCUGUAGCCUCCUUAAAGUGGCUUGGCUAUAAGUGCAAAGUUUGUUCAGGUGUCUGGCAUAAAACCUGUUUCAGACGAAUUAUAAAUGAAAACCUCCCCCACCAAUCACAGGAGCAACAGCUUUCAAAAUGUUCAGAGGAUGAACUGCUGUCAGAUGAGGAUAGCAUACCACAUUCCAAUGUGGAUCCAAUAUCUGAUGAUGAUCAGGAUCAUUCUGAUGUGGAUUACGUACCAGACUCAGAGUUUCAAGAUGAUGAUGAAGAUUCAGACACAAGUAUACCUUUCAUGCCUAUUCGGUCUAACGGUGGACAGAUUCAGGUAAAACCAGUAAUACCUGAUGCUGGGACAUCUUAUGGGUCAGACACAGGCAUCCCAGUUGUGCCCAGUACAUCAAAAGGUCAAAUGCCCCUUAAAGAAACAUCAGGCUCUGCAAAUUCUAUGAAAACCUUGCCAAAGAAGAAGAAGAAAAAGCUAGAUGAUCAAGCAGAGCCUCACAACCAAGAAUCAACACAUUUGACUAUGAGUACUAAAAAUUACUGUUACAUUUGUGGUCAACCACAAAGCAAAAUUUCUCGCCACUUGAAGACACACACUACACAUGCAGAAGUUGUACAUGUUUUUUCCCUGCCUUACCACUCAAAGGAGCGUAAAAUAUUGUUAGAAAAAAUGAGGAAUAAGGGAAACUUUAGACAUAAUACUGCUGUUUUACAAGGUGGAACAGGCCCGCUGAAAGUAAAGAGAAAACCAAAGGCUAAAGCAGUGGCAGGAAAGUUUGUUCACUGUAUGUACUGUCAAGGGAUGUACCUCCGGAAAGAGCUUUGGAGACAUGCCCGCAGAUGCCCCUGCAAGCCAGAAGAUGGAGAUUUGGAAAAAGAACCUGGGAGGACCAAAGUACUGGGUUUGGCUGUCGCUCAAGAGUCUGCAUCUUGUCACCAGAUCUCAGCUGGAGUUUGGAAGCUCCUUAGUGCCAUGAAACAGGAUGAGGUUGCCUCAGCUGUGAGAAAUGACCUCUCUAUUAUUCAGUUUGCCCAGUCACUCUACAACAGACAUGGACAAGACCCUACAAAGUAUGAAUACAUGCGACAGAAGCUUCGUGAAGUGGGGCGUUUGUUGUUAUGUCUGCGCACAGACUUCUCAGUACAUAACCUGGAGGAGGCUGUUAAACCUGCUAACUUCCAGAGGGUUGUGCAAGCUGUAAAGAAAGUUUCUGGUUUUGAUGAAGAAAAACACUCAUAUGGAACACCAAGCCUUGCAUUGAAAUUGGGGCACACAUUGCACAAAGUUUGUGACAUUAUCCACUGUAGGGCCCUCAUGGCAGAACAUGAAGAACUGAUCAAGUCCACUGACACAUUCAAGAAGUUGUACUCCUCCAAGUGGUCUGAGAUGGUGUCUCACAGUGCCUUGAACACACUGAGUGAUGCAAAGUACAACAAGCCAUCAACUUUACCCUUCACUGAGGAUGUUCGCAUUCUUCACCAGUACCUUGAGAAAUCUGCAGAAAGUGCCUUUUGCAACUUAAAGGAGAAGGCCACGACUCAGAACUAUGCACAACUUGCAAAAGUUACACUUGCACAAAUCAUUGUGUUCAAUCGAAGACGAGCUGGGGAGGUUUCAAAAAUGCGCCUCAAAAGUUUCCAUGAAAGAGACAACACAAAGCUCCAUGAAGAUGUUGCCAUGGGUUUGUCAAAGACUGAACAGAAGCUUUGCAACUAUUUCAGCCGAAUCGAAAUCAUGGGGAAAAGGGGCAGAAAGGUUGCAGUUCUGCUAACACCAAGGAUGGUGGAUGCUCUCUCACUACUGACCAGUCAAAGGACUGAGUGUGGUGUUUGUGCCACAAAUAUCUUCCUGUUUGCAAGACCUAAAUCAAUGACCCAUUACAGAGGGCAGGACUGUUUGCGUGUUCAUGCAAGCCAGUGUGGAGCAAAGCACCCUGAGCAUCUCAGGUCGACACAACUAAGGAAACAUGUUGCAACACUCUCUCAGGUCCUUAAUUUGAAAAACAAUGAACUUGAUCAGGUCGCAGAUUUCCUGGGACACGACAUCCGUGUUCACCGCGACUUCUACAGAUUACCAGUUCCCACAACACAGCUGGCCAAGAUUUCUAAACUGCUUUUAUCAAUGGAGAAAGGACAUCUUUCCAGCAUGCAGGGAAAAUCCCUGGAUGAGAUUGAAAUAGAAGGUGAAAUCGCAUUAAGUGACACUGAGGCCAAAGACAGUGACAGUGAAUCUGAUGGCAGUGGCACAGAAUUCACAGAGUGUGACACUAGUGAGGCUGUGGAUGCUGCAACCGACUCUACAGCUACGGAGCAGGUCCAUGAUGCUGCAGAUUUAGAAGCAGUGUCAUCAGUGACGUCCACAGUGAAUGAGACUGCCCCUCUCUCUGAAAGACAAGAUGCUGGUCAAGACCAUGAGUCCAGAAGAGUGCCAAAGAAAGUGUGGUCUAAGCCUGAGGUUGCUGCAGUUAUGCGGCAUUUCAGAGGUCACAUUUGUAAAGGAAAACUGGCCACCAAAAAUGAAUGUAGUCAUUGCAAGCUGGUAGAAGGCCCUGCAUUAGCACAAAGAACAGUGCAAAAUAUAAGGGACUUUGUCAGAAACAGAGGAAUAGCUGCAAAGAGACAGUCACAGAAAGAGAAGCUAUAAAUCCACAGGGUUCACAGUUGUUCAGUAUGUUAUGGUUAUGUUGAUACCCUAAUAUAUUCAAUAAUGCCACCUGUUAAACAUGGGUCGUUAUAAAUAAGAGAAUAUUUUAGCAUAAAGCUUUUUUUUUUGGAGUUGUGGCUCUUGUGUGGCAGGCUGCUAGUUGCCUGUGGGUUUGGUUUUUGUUGACAAAGUGACUGACUAUGUGUGAGGUAUGUUUUUGUUAAGUGCUCUGACACUUUUUUAUUUUCACACAGUGAUGUUUAUUUCACUAUUUGAUAUGUUGAUACGAUAUACAUAUAUAUAUGGGCAGUAUUCUUACUUAAGAGCAGUUUAUUGAUAAUAAAAUGACUGUCCUGUUAA